Messenger RNA from Cryptococcus deneoformans JEC21, 763 nucleotides. RefSeq names its product transcriptional activator, putative. The transcript is spliced from 4 exons. The record is from RefSeq and is a predicted model, not a curated record. Gene Ontology annotation, molecular function: protein heterodimerization activity; RNA polymerase II cis-regulatory region sequence-specific DNA binding; DNA-binding transcription activator activity, RNA polymerase II-specific. Bases 53 to 628 code for a protein of 191 amino acids. Lineage: Eukaryota; Fungi; Basidiomycota; Tremellomycetes; Tremellales; Cryptococcaceae. Gene Ontology annotation, biological process: regulation of transcription by RNA polymerase II. Gene Ontology annotation, cellular component: CCAAT-binding factor complex.
UCAUAUUAUUUCUUCUUUCGCCUUUUGUUCCCGCAAAAAAGAACAAGCCCAGAUGUCAGAACAUACAAACCUCAAAAGCCUUGCCCCGCUAGGCAACCAACCCGAGCCCUCCGCUAAUUCGGCAGGAGUAGGCCCCUCGAAGCCAUUUACAGAGGCUCAGGUUGAGGAGUUUCGAGAACAAGAUCGUUGGCUGCCGAUUGCGAACGUGGCGCGAAUCAUGAAGUCUUCAUUACCAACUUCAGCCAAAGUGUCGAAGGAAGCCAAGGAAUGUGUCCAAGAAUGUGUGUCGGAAUUUAUCUCUUUUAUCACAUCAGAAGCGGCUGAAAAAUGUCUGAAUGAAAAGAGGAAGACGUUAAACGGGGAGGAUAUACUUACAUCCAUGCGCGCGUUGGGGUUCGACAAUUAUGAGGGUGUUUUGAGAGUGUACCUGGCGAAAUAUCGCGAUUCACAUCAUUCCAUACCAAAACGCAACGCGCAACACGAAGACGACGACGAGGAAGUUCAAGAUGGGCGAAAAAAGCGCGGACGGGGGAGGCAACCAGCUGGCGGCACCAUUUCGACCAACGGCCAUGCAGAGGGGACAAAGUCUAAACGAAAAAGAAGUGAUGACGGGAAAGGUGUACGAUAGGCCUGCAUAUUAUAGCUAUGAAUUGCACGGAAGUGCUUCACCAGUAAAAAAUAAACUAGACUGAAAAGUGAUAUAGAAGAGCCCAUCAUCAGCGCAUUGCCAAACAUAAACCUCGUAUGCUAUGAAUGCAUGCAC